Messenger RNA from Oppiella nova, 2198 nucleotides. Lineage: Eukaryota; Metazoa; Arthropoda; Arachnida; Sarcoptiformes; Oppiidae. The record is from the annotation of a GenBank genome assembly.
AUGAAUUAUUACAGUAUAGCAAUUUGCAAUGUAUUUUAUUUACUCAUAAAUUUUAUACUUGAUGUCCGAAGCGGUGACGUGUAUAGCGUCGGCUUCGGGAUCGGGGAUGUGACGGGACCGGCAGCUGAGAUUAAUAUGAUGGGUUACGCACAGGUCGGUCAGGAUACGGCUGGAAUCCAUUUCCGAUUAUAUAGUAGGGCUGUUGUUAUCGAUGAUGGAAAGGGAGGUAGAGUUUGUUUCGCAUCCGUCGAUGUGGCUAUGGUUUCACAACUCGUCAAAUUAGAGGUCAUAAAACAGCUACUGGCUAAAUAUAACGGCACUUAUACCAUAAAUAAUGUGAUGUUGGGCUCGACGCACACCCACUCAGGACCGGGAGGUUUCAUGAACUAUCUCAUGUAUAAUAUGCCGUCCCUCGGGUUUGUACAGCAGAACUUUGACGCAAUCGUCGCGGGAAUCGUACGGAGCAUAGACAGCGCCCAUACGAGCCUCACGUCCGCCAAAAUACUCAUAAACAGCGGACAACUGAUGGACACUAAUAUCAACAGAAGUCCCAUCGCUUAUCAAAACAAUCCGCAGUCAGAAAGAGAUGAAUACGAGACAAACACGGAUACAACGAUGACUUUGCUUAAGUUCGUGUCCACCAGUGGUCAGAUUCUGGGUGUAAUAGCCUGGUUCCCUGUCCACUGCACCAGUAUGAACAACACCAACCAUCUGAUCAGCGGUGAUAAUAAGGGCUAUGCGUCCAUGCGAUUUGAGCAGGACAUCAAUGGCGGGUCACUUGUCGGCAAAGGUCCAUUUGUAGCCCUGUUUCCCAACUCUAAUGAGGGCGACGUCUCGCCCAACACAAGGGGUCCUAAAUGUAUAGAUACGGGACUUGCGUGUGAUGUUCUCACCAGCACUUGCAAUGGAAACGUUGGGAAAUGCAUAGCCUCUGGUCCGGGAAGGGAUAUGUUUGAGAGCACUAAGAUUAUAGGCGCCCGACAGUACGUGUUCGCUAAGGAGUUGGCCGAUAAGGCGACACAAGAAUUAUCAGGACCAAUUCAAUACAUACAUCAGACCAUAGACAUGGAAAAUGUAACAGUUACUUUACCAAAUAACACUAAAGUUACUACAUGUAAGGCUGCAAUGGGAUUUAGUUUUGCAUCCGGUACUACGGACGGACCUGGACUCUUUCCAUUUAAACAGGGUGACACCGCAAACAUAUUGUGGAAUAAAGUGAAAUCUCAUGUCAAAAAUACUACUAAACAAAUGCUGGACUGUCAGUACCCAAAGCAUGUCCUUUUGCCUACGGGUGACUUGAAGUUCCCGUUCCCGUGGCAGCCAUCCAUACUUCCCACGCAGAUAUUCAGGAUCGGACACGUGUUGGUGGCAUCACUGCCGUCGGAACUGUCGACAAUGUCUGGCCGUAGGCUAAGGGAUGCCAUCAAAAGGGAAUACGAGAAGAACUCGGCCGAAAACAUAACAGUAGAGCCCGUCAUAUCUGGUUUGUCCAACACUUACUCCUCAUAUGUGGUCACAUUUGAAGAGUAUCAAAUACAGAGAUAUGAGGGGGCGUCUACUAUAUACGGCCCCUACACUCUGGACGCCUAUAUACAGCAGUAUCGAUAUCUGGCCUCCAAGUUGGCCACAAACAGUGCGGUACCUGCCGGCCCUCCAGAGCCAAACUAUUUGGAUCAGCAAAUAAGUCUCGUUCCGGGGGUACUGUUUGACUGCACCCCCGACGGCAAGAAGUUUGGGGACUGUAUUAGUGAACCGCUGAUGGAGUACACGAUAGGGUCGACCGUCAAAGUGGCUUUUGUGAGCGGAAACCCUCGCAAUAACGUAAGGGAUGAGAGCACCUUCCUUGCCGUUGAGAAACUGGAUACUAAUAGCAAUCAAUGGACGCUCAUUGCAACUGAUGCUAAUUGGGAGACCAGGUUUGACACCAUAUAUGAAGGUGUUAACAGUUUGACUCAUAUGAGACUUAUUGAUAGGUUUAUGUGGAUAAAAACUGGGUUUCCAUUGCUUUCAUGUCAGAGUAUAGCCACUAUUAUAUGGGAGAUACCCAAUGAUACAGCACCAGGAGUUUAUAGGAUUAGACAUUUUGGUAAUUAUAAGGACUGGACACAGACUAUAUAUACAUAUUCUGGUGUAAAGCACCAGGACAUUUCGUGUUACGGCAUUUCAUGAUUAAAAUAAAUGUAUUUUAUUUGACAACU